GGAGGCUCGUCCGUCUCGAUAACACCUCCUUCUCGCUCUCUUUUUUUUUUUCACAUCCGUCCGUCUUGCUUUCUCGCGGUGUGGCUUCCCUCCCUCUCUUUCUCUCAGCCAGCAGCAACAGAACCGGCACUGGCACCGAAGGGCUGCAGUUGCGAUCGGAUGAUCGACGAGUACGCGUCUGUUGUGCGCAUCGUUGUGUGUUCGUCCGGAAUGUCAGGUGUCUUUUCGAUUCUCAUUAUCACCUAUCCUCGAUGAAUCGAAGCAAUAACGAAGUUGAAGCUUUGGAUCAAAAAACGAGAGUGAGCAAUGUUCACGAAGAUUCGUGAGGCUCGCGUAAUCGACAGACGUGCCGGAUCGCACGGCGUCGCCGGGGCUCUUCAGUGGUAGUCGAGGAAUCUGCGGCGCAAAAAGAAAAAGGAAAAGAGAAGAAAGAAGAAGAGGAACACACGAAGGCGAUAAAAGGAGGAUCUGGUGGAGGAUCGACGAGAGGAAGUGGGGCGCCGGUGCUGGCCACCGGGACCAAUCAUCCUUUCCUUCCUCAGGAUGUCGUACGCCAAUCGAUUCCCGUCUUCGCAGCACAACCGUUAUCGAAGCAGCUGGGGACCCUCCUCGGUCACCGUGUUCAAUCGAGCCGAUGUGCCCAGGCCCUCGCCGGAAGAGGAAGAGUACGCCGAGUUCUAUCACGAGCGUCUGCACUCGGCACAGAGCAGACAGUUGCUGCCGUUGCAGGAGGACCUGGCCGAUUGGAUCAAUAAAACGUUGAACUCUGAAAUUGUAUCGGGAGACAACUUCUUCGACGCUUUGGACAAUGGCGUGGUGGUGUGUCGAUUGGCGAGGGUUAUACAGGAAAAGGCGAGGACGGCGAUCGACGCUGGAAGAGCGAAAGGGCCCCUACCGGUGAUAAAAGGUCGUUGCUGGGAGAACGCAGCCCGUCGCAGUUUCUUCUCCCGCGACAACAUGGAGAACUUUAUACAAUUCUGCAGGCGUCUGGGCGUGCACGAGAAUCUUCUAUUCGAGAGCGACGAUCUCGUUCUACAUGGACAGCCGAGAAACGUUGUGUUGUGCCUGUUGGAAGUGGCCCGACUCGCGUCGAGGUAUUCCGUCGAACCACCAGGACUCGUGCAGCUCGAGAGGGAAAUCGCCGCCGAACAAGAGCGAGAUCUUCACUGUCUGUCUGAUAGCGGUAUAUCCCGCAGCAGUCUGGUUUCUUGGCAGUUUCAAUCACCGUCACCGACCGCAACGCCCAGACCUCCUUCAGAGAAGAUCAAACACAGCAGUUCAGCAUCAGAAGUCGCGUUGACGGCGACAGGAUGGCUGGAUCCGAGCAACGGUGUGACGCACGAGCCCGAAAUGAGAAGGUCGAUGAGCGAUAAUGGGCCACCAAAAGGUAGCGAUGGGGAACCGAGCGACACGACCGAGGAUGACUGGUCACGUGGAAGCGCGGAGGAUCCGGACGAGCUUCCAUCGCCGACUAGUUCACCUUUGCCCUCGCCGGCCGAGCCACCAGAGCACACGGGUCCAAUAACGGAACUCGAUCGCAAGGUGAGAAGAGCUACAGAGGCUGUGCAGAGACUUUGCCAGUGUCCCUCCGAGAGAUGCUCCAAACUGAAGGUGCGAAAGGUUGGCGAAGGACGGUAUCAUAUCGCUGGGCGAAAUGUCUUCAUCAGGCUUUUGAAGGGGAGACACAUGAUGGUCAGAGUAGGCGGGGGCUGGGACACCUUGGAACAUUUCUUGGCGAGGCACGACCCUUGUCAGGUGAGGACUCUCAACGCGAGCACGCCGCCUUCUCCUCACGGCAACAAGCACACCAACUUUCUUCCCAUUCGCGCCAAGUAUCGCAGUCCUCCGCCGGAAUCCGUCUCGGCCCGCUAGCCUAAAAGCACAGUGCCUGUUACAAAUCCACGCUAUUUCACGUUCAUAUUGCUGUUGGUUCGUUUCGUACAAGUAGAGAAACAACACGUUCGACAGGGUCAACUCUCGUUCCGCGUUUCUGUUUCUGAAACAUAAGAGGUUGCAAGGAUACCAAGCUGAUAGAUUGAACCGCGAAAACAUAUGUCAUGCUUGAAUUCUUUAUGGAAUAAAGAAAG
Apis dorsata (giant honeybee) is the source of this 2087-nucleotide messenger RNA. RefSeq names its product growth arrest-specific protein 2-like. The transcript has 8 exons. Gene Ontology annotation, molecular function: actin filament binding; cytoskeletal adaptor activity; microtubule binding. Gene Ontology annotation, biological process: actin crosslink formation. Gene Ontology annotation, cellular component: actin filament. Lineage: Eukaryota; Metazoa; Arthropoda; Insecta; Hymenoptera; Apidae. The record is from RefSeq and is a predicted model, not a curated record. Bases 544 to 1872 code for a protein of 442 amino acids.